Hippocampus comes (tiger tail seahorse) is the source of this 5817-nucleotide messenger RNA. Its product is annotated as specifically androgen-regulated gene protein. The transcript has 4 exons. Lineage: Eukaryota; Metazoa; Chordata; Actinopteri; Syngnathiformes; Syngnathidae. The coding region runs from base 3736 to 5118 and encodes 460 amino acids. The record is from RefSeq and is a predicted model, not a curated record.
AAGAUGCCACAAGAUGGCACCAAGCCCUGUCUAAAAAGUGUGCUUUGGCGCCAUCUUGUGGCAUCAAAAGGCAAUCAUAAACCUCUUGAUGGGGGGGCGGGGGAUUACUUGCGUUAUUCUGUUGUAUGAAUGGCAACAGGAUGACAUGCAGGUUAAUUGAACACCAUCAGAAGAACAUUUUAUUGUUCUGUCUGUCACAAUACAUCACUGGCAUAGAUAGAUCAACAAAGGUAAAUUAUUUGUUGUAAUUCAUUUCCAAAUCAAGUAAGUGAAAUUGCCGCGGCUCAGUAGUUUGCUAUCACUGGUCUACCUCACCGACAUCCACAACAUUUAACUGGCCACCCAGCACUGGUAAUGCCAUUAUUCUCCGGAUCUGCCUCGACUGGUCAAAAUUUAAUCCACAUUUGUUAACAUUUUAGAAAACACCUCUGCCUACAGACUCAAACUGCCUUCAACAUGCUGUCUGCCCAUUUUCAUUUCGCUGUCGUGUUGAAACGUUGCAUAACUAAAACAAUCACUUUUCAGGAACUACACAAACAGUUGGUUUGUUGAGCCAUGAAAGGUGAAGUCAACCCCCCAAAAUACUUUAACAGCGUGCCUUCACUAGUCUAAACACGGCAUCCCAAUUAAUAUUGUGCUUGUGUAAUAUGAAUUAAGCAGCAAACCUCACCCAUUUCACUCAUUUCGGAAGGUGGCCAUUUUGUCACUUUUGCCGGCUGAAAAUCACGUCGCAGUUGCUCGUGGCUCAGGUAAUGACCAGUCAUGGCUAAGCUACAGAAAACAGGUGGGCCGUGAUUGGUCGUUAUCUGAUCCCUGAGCGACUGUGAUGUCAUCAGUCGACCGCAGGUAGCAAAAUGGCCCUCCCGUCAGAUGGACAAAAACGGUUGGAUUUUUACUGCUCAGAUCAUAUUGCACAGACGCUAGACCAGUGGGGUUGCAGAAAACAUAUUCCCGUAAAGAAAAUGGUUUGGUUGACUUCCCCUUUAAUUGCAUCGCCAAAGACUGCAAACCAAUUUUUGACGCUCAGUAAAUUGGCAAAGUAUCAAACGUGGAGAUUUAUAUAGCAGGGAUGGACUGUAUACAUUUUGGACAAAAACGCAUGAAGUCAUUUCUGCAAAUGGUGCAGAGAGUUGUUGUGCUAUUUUGUCUGGUAGUCAGUUUAUACUGAUCAUAUCCAGAAGACAAUGCCAGCACGAUAAAUUUGGUAAAAAUGUCAGAACAGAAAUGAACCAAGUUGGCAGCAUGACGAAUGGUAACUCUCUAGUACUUAUGUUUUUAUCAUUUGCCUUUGUCUUUGCUGACCAUGGUUUACUCCGCUUAAAAUUGUCUUGAUGUGAGGGGUGGGGGGAGCUGAGGGGUGGAGGGAGCAAAAUUGACCAAAUUUGAAAGUUCAGCAGGCAACGUCAAUCUAGAGUUUGGUUUUAAACUAAAAUGAGGAAAUGUUUCUGUUUUUAUUUAAAAUAAGAUAAUCACAUUUAAUAUGAAGCGUUAACAUCUCAGGUCAGAAUUUCUCAUGUGUAUUCAAUGAAAUGCAUGCAACUUCUCAUUUUGUCAACUCAAAUAGGUUCCGCACUUGCUGACUUUUAAAUUGAGAGGGACCCCACACACACAAGAAAAACGUGUGUGCUUAGUAAAUACGGAGGAAAUUUGCUCUAAUUUGUACAGAUUGUCUUUGUGUGCCCUUGCAAAACAAUUUUGCUUUUUGCUAAACGUAUGUGGAGGUACAGUAGUGUUUUUUUUAAUCGGACAUCAUGCUUAGUCUACGUUCCCAGUGGGGGGAAAAUGGUUCUCCAACUUCGCCUCGUUUUAGCUAUGACCCUCUUAAAUGUUAGACUCGUUUAUUUCUCAGCUGUGUUUCGGUCUUGGUGGAGGUCUUCCGUUACGCACGCACGCACACACACACACGACUGAAAACUACGUGAACGCAAGACACGUAGCGACGGAACUGGCCAACUUGUUACGUGACACUGACUUUCAAACUCUCGUUUGAAAAUAAUAGGAAACAGUAUUGAAUUAAAACUUGGAAAUGCAAAAACUAACAUUUUAACAUGCCUAAUUUUUAUGCAAGACAAAAAUGAAAGUCAAAGUCCUCGUCUUUUGAGGAUUCCCAUCAAAGUCCUUUCCUCUGUGGCACUUUGAGUUCAAUUUCUUGUGUCGUGCCUGUCGAGGGACGAUGAACCUUCCUCAUCCCCCAAAAGAAUAAUUGUAAGAAAAAGGAAAAAAAAGGAAAAAUACAGGUGCUCGUCAAAAAAUAAUAAUAAUAUGAAAAAGUUGAUUUAGUUCAGUAAUGCUAUUUAAAAUGUGAAACUUGUGUAAUGCAAACAUUCAUUCUACACUGAAUGACACAUUUCAAGUGUUAAUUCAUUUAAAUUAAAACGAGCACCUGUAUCUUUAGAUGCUCACUAAGAUGGAGAAUUGUUUCAUGAUAGUUUGACUUUCGAGGCUUUUUUGUUUAGAUUUAUUAUCAUGGGUCGGGCGUUUGGAACCCCAUUAAGUUUUCAACUUGGCGUUCUGUGAUGUCCCCCCAGACCGCCAGGGGGCAGUGCUGAGAUCACGGAAUAUUUGGCGUUUCACUGUUGAUUUUUCUUGACUUGAUUUUCCUGAGAUGGUAAAACUUGAAGUGAAUUUUUUGUUUCGGUUUGUGUGCUUAUUUCAUUUCAAGGAGAUGGCAAAUAAUGGUGCUGUCAACAAAAGAGACUUAAUUUUCUGUUUACUAAAUUGUAAUUUUUGUUGUGAAUUUGAAUAAUGUGAAAAUGUUGACACUUGUUUCAAGUUUUAUGAGGAGAACGUCGCUCAGUACCAGGUUGCUGCCAAAAAGUCAUGUCAGGAUUUUCUUGUUUUAAUGUGAACUGCUGCGAUUUUUGUUGUCAUUUUUCACCUUGCCAUUUCACAAGUUCUCAUCACUACUCUUCCAAGAAUGUUGCACACCAAACAUUACAUAACUGGAUUUACUUGACUUUUUCUGCAGUGUUGUGUCACAAGUAAAAGCUACAGACAGUAGUGUUGUGUUUGUGUCAUUAAAAAAAGUAGGAUUUUGAAGUAGAGUUAGGGUUUCAGGGGACGUUUUUAAGUCUUGUUUCAAAGUGCCUCAAAGUUGCUGUACUGCUCGAACAGCUUCAACAACCGUUGACAUAAAAAAAAAAAAUCCAAAAUACUGUCACGCCAUCGUAUGUGGUUGAAGGACUUUAUAAUUAAAACACAAGGGACUGCACAUGCAUUCAUUCAUUCGAGAGCACUUUCGGCCGGGCACAACUCAGGCCUGGUCACUGCAAACGCUGUCUGGUAAAAGUGAACAUUCAAGUUUACAUGUCCUGAGAUGUUCCUCUGUAUGACAUCACAGCCACACUCAUAACAAAGCAAACAAAACGCAACGUUUAGAUUGGCACGCUUAUUUACGAAGACCCCUACAAAGCAUGCUGAGAAGUCACCGCAUUGUCGCACAUAUUUAACGACAAAUAAUUCCGAUUCCAAUAAAUUUCCGUUCUAAUUUUGCAGUCAAUUCAGCUCUGGGGUUGUGGGCAGGAGGGGGCGAGUCAGUGCAGUUGUAGUAGUAGGUCUUUAUGUCAGCUUAUUGCCAUGACAACGUCUUUAGGCCUCGCUCUGAUUGGUUGACAGUUUAGCUCUUCCGCAGGUAAGCACGAAGAGCGAGCUGAGGAGCACUUUCGCCACAUACAAGGAGCAAGCGAGUACAUGGAGCGCAAACGAUUUACAGAGUGACACUGCCAUUUGGAUAAAAUGCCAAAGAGUGACACCUGGCCAGGUGGGACUGGACUGGAUAUGUUGGCUGGAGUGGACAGCGCGGGGAGCUGUGACAGCGUUGUCAGCGGACAUUCCGUUUUCAGUGAUGAUAGUCUGGGCCACUUGUCUGCUGAGGAGAAAGCCUGCCUCAUGUUUUUGGAGGAGACCAUCGAGUCCUUAGACACCGAGGACGACGGCGGACUGUCCGACAACAAAGUGGACCUCCUGCCCGGAGGCCCCGCCAGUCUGGCCUCCAGACUGGCGGACCUGUCAGCCUGCAUGAGGAAAACCAAGCUCAACGGUCUGCAAAAGCACAGCUCUAUGGAAACCAUCAGGGAAAAAGUCGAGAACAAACCCAUCCAGAACUACCUUGUGCCAACACCUUACGUUUUGGCCAGCAGCUCAAAUUGUUCUGAACCAAAAGUCAAAGCUGGCCUUCGGCUAAACCAAAAGAAGUCGUUUUCAUUCGGCAACAGUUCCAGCCAGAAGCCCGCCGGCGUUCACGUACCUUCCGAUGUCAAUGUCAAGACACCUCCUGUAAUCAAAUCCAAAGACAACCUGGUGAAGACAGGCGAAAGGGGACCUUUAUCCUAUGAUGCGCUUGUUUACCUGCGGAGGAGCGCCUCCACAAAGAAAACACCCUUAUGUCCCACAGUCGAUCACACCAUAGACUUGGUCCGACGUCCUCCGGUCAUCAUAGAAAGUUCAAACACCGCCAACGUCGGAAGGUCCGACAAAGCCAUCUUCGAAGCCGGCGGCUUUACGACAGGCCCGCUACCCGUUGCUCCAAAACCCAAAAGGAUUCCUUCAAAUAUCUCCGUGAAGACGGAAAAGGAAGCGGCCCCUGCCUCAAACUCAUCCCACGGUCUGAAGAACGCAACAGAUCCUGAAGUGGUCAGACAGGAAGCUUUGCUGAAGCUCGGCCUCCUCAAAGACCCACAGUCAGAAACUGCUCGACUGGCCCGACCGCAGCUCCCGAAGUCUUACUUGUCUGCGGACGACAGAUUUUCCAAAACUCCCUCAAUCGUCGGCCCAUUGAGAAGCCCCUCUUUUUGCCACGCCCCAGGGGCCCCUGCGCCCAGGAGCAAGGAGCUGCAGAGUAGUGCUAGUUUCCACCACUCAUCCAGGAGAAGCGACGGAUCGGCCACGUCGCUCCCCCAUCCCGCCAAACCCAACAGAUUGACCACUACCCUGCUCAACCACAAACAUGAGAUGAAUCAUCCCGAACCGAAACUCAAAACGGUCCUCGAGGAUGAGCCGGCCGCCCCCAAAGCCUCAAAUUCGGUGCCGUACACGGUGAUGAUGGUGCCCGGAAUGGGUGCAGACAGAAAAGAGGCUCUCAGGAAAUUGGGACUGCUCAGAGAUGAACCACACAAGUAAGCAGAGCAGCGGACGGGAAGGAUGAAGAGGAAGAACUUAAAGCAGCUCUUUCCAUGCUCGGUCUUUUUAUCUAGUUUUUUUCCCUCAACAGUGUCCUGUGUUGCGUUGCAGCUCAAGUAGCAUUGAUUGUUUGCCAGCAGAGCACUUAGGCUCCAAGGGAACGUUUACAGGACUUUUACAUUCCUUGACAAAUUCUGGAUCCCUGCCUGUGCCUCAAAUUGGACAUCGGCUCAAGUAAAGGUUACAGCUUCUGAUUUCAGUACUUCUGUUAUCGUCUUAAGUUGGGUGCACACAUUCUGAUUUUUAACAUCUUAGCCGUUUUUUUUUUUUUAAUAUGAGCGACCCUGUAAAUAUUGAACACAUGUAGCAUUCAAGAAUUCAGCUCUGACCAUGUUUUCCAAACAGAUCAGUGAGGAAAAACAAAUCCAAACAAUACCUCACACCGAUCAUUCAUGAUCAAUUUUUAAUGAACAUCUCAGUUCCCAAAAAUCAGAUUUUUCUGGCUAUUCCUUGAUGGGUCAGGCAUUAAAGGGUUAAGAGACAUCCAAAAAUUGGGCCUUUUCUUUGAUUUCAAGGGAGGGAAAAUGCUCAGAUUUGGACUAAUUGCCAGUAUGUGUCUUUCACACUGAAAAAUAGAAAUGACAAUUUCUACCUUGUCUUUUUCACACACGGACAAGAAAAAUAAAAUGUUUGACUGCA